UAUAAAGACAUGCCGAUGCAUUCUUCGUUGCGAUUGUUGUUACCUCAUAUCGAUCCGCGACCGAUUGUGCAGCGAGACAAUAGUGAAUGAAGACGAGAUGCGUAGGGCAUUCUUGAGAAAGGUAAAGAGAGGGAAAUAGAAGAUGGAAUGGAGGGAAGGAGAAGGCAGUCUUAGGCUCAUCCUCGCGUCACUUUCACUUGAACUCUUUGUAUCGCUCUGUGUAAAGAUUUUCUAGACGGUAGAAUCGGUAUGCUCCUGUAACACUCAUACAAAUGUACUGUGAAUAAUUCGUGUAAUUGUUAUACAGUGAUUUAAAGUUUUUUUUUUUUUCGUGAUAUUAAAUAUAUUUUUAUCGAAAUGGCACUUUAUUCGACUCUACACUUUUAUUUUCUACGAUGCGCGCUACUUUCCAUCAUUGUCCGUGCCGAAGAAGUUUUUGUAAGUAGUAAGAAUUUUUUUUGAGAGGGUUCAAGGCAUUGUGUCGAGUCGAAUUAUGCAUAUUGUCGUUUCUCUGAACAACAAUCACCAAAAAUCACGGUCACGAAGAAUCACAUUACUUUUUGAGACACAAAUAUCGUUUCGCAUCGGUAUCAUUCCUACAAGUCACAUGUAAUUUUGGAAAUCGUUCACUGUAUUUUACAACUAUUUUGCAACCGUUUUACUAGAUAGAAUCCAUGCUCACAACGCAGAACAUGUCUCGACUUUUAAUAAUUUCUAAUAAUUAGAAAUAUCUUUCGACCGCACAAUUCGAUCGUUCGCAGAAUACCACUCCGCCGGCCAUUAGAACGAGCUUCUCCUGUUUCAACCGGCCUAUGGGGUUUUACGCCGAUGUCGAGGCUAAUUGUAGAGUGUAUCACACUUGCGACGAUCACGGGAACAAAUUCAGCUACCGGUGUCCCGAGGAAACGGCCUUUCGCCAAGACGCUCUGAUAUGCGAUCACGCUCACCUCGUUGAUUGCCAGGCGACCGUCCAUCCGGCGAAUCGAUUACCUGACGGCAACAACGCAGCGUUAAGACAGCCAAUCACCUCUAUCGACUCGCCCGACGACCACCGGCUCUCCUUCUCGCGUUCCUUCCAAGUUGUUCAACGACCCGACAAAUCCGUCCCGCCGAAUAAACUUCAGUCCGGCUUCGUGUUUAGCGCGAGCCUGUUCCUGAGGGAUCACGAUCGUGCACGAACCGCCGACAGGAGAUGCGACACGAAGGACCGAUUCGCGGCAGCCUCCACCGUUCGAACGCUCACCGAGCGAUUCAACUCUUGGGAUGUCCGUAAUGACAAAUCGAGCCAAUCUCUGUCAGAGACUCGCGACUUCGCACGUGACAAGAGCGCCACGGUGAAUUUUCGUCGUUCGUUCGAGCCUCCGACCUUCGCCAGACCGACAACUCCCGACAACGUUGCUCACCGUCCGGCUUCCCCACGUGAAAAGUCCACCUUCUUGACUCACGACUACCGUCCGUAUUCAGAGACCCUGAAGUCGAUCCAGGCUAACUCCGUCCGUGCGCUCGCCAUGGAUAAAUCCACCACGGAGAUUCCGGUGCACGCGUUGACGCUCUCCUUGAAGCCGCUGGUGCCGAACGAGCUUGAGUACGAUCCUUAUUACCCCAGACAACCGACCUCCACCGAGGCGUACUACACACCCAGCCAUCGCUUCAACGCGAACGUUCGUUCACCCAGCCAGGCACCACCGGCGGCGAGCCUCAAUCUUCCCUUCGAGAUCCCGCCUGUACUACCCGAUCUAAAUAGCCUCGAGGAUUUGGUCGAUCGUCGGAAGCUCUUCUACAUCCCGCGCGUAAAUGCAAGGUCGAUAUAACGUUCGAGAUAU
Dinoponera quadriceps is the source of this 1823-nucleotide messenger RNA. RefSeq lists its product as uncharacterized. Gene Ontology annotation, cellular component: extracellular region. The record is from RefSeq and is a predicted model, not a curated record. The transcript has a single exon. Gene Ontology annotation, molecular function: chitin binding. Bases 813 to 1811 code for a protein of 332 amino acids. Lineage: Eukaryota; Metazoa; Arthropoda; Insecta; Hymenoptera; Formicidae.